ACCACAACAAUCCAUAACGGAAAAUGAUGCGAUCAAAAUAAAACAGAUGCAGUUCUCGUGUGAUGACGUGCGUAUCAGGAAUGAAUGAAAAACCAAUGGAGACUCGAAAGAUGCAGACAAUUAGAUAAUCGUGGAGACAGAUAUGGAUGUAAAUCUUUUGAGAAGCCAAGAUUUUGAGAGAAGGACGGCCGAAAUUGGAAUUUACUCCAUUGGCAGUUAGAUAUGGAAUCGGAAUUGGAUAUUAAUUCGCAAUUGAAACCCGUUUUCGAAGCACUGGAUGUUGGAAAAAGCGGCUUCAUUGAGACAAAACACUUCAUUGAGCUGGCUAGAGAACAUUUCGGCAGUGGAAGUGAUCAGAAACUUGAGCAAGAUCUACUCGCGGCCUUGGAUCCAGAGACUACAGGUCUCAUCGACUUCACUGCAUUCUGCCAAGGUAUCCAGUCUAUUAUACUCAGCAAGAAAGGAGGUGCACCACCUAACCAAGAGCUUCCAUCCUCCCACACGCUGCCAGAGGACACCAAACAGUUCACGGUGGAUGACGAUGAUGCCAAAAGCAAUGGGGUAAGUUCAACGGUCAAUUGGUGGCUCAGUGGUAGAGCGCCUGCUUCAUGAAUGGGAGGUCGUGGGUUUGAUCCCUGGCCGAGUCAUACCAACCCCCAUCAGAAUCAUGUCUUCCAUAAAAAGUUAAUACAAUAUACUUUUUGAGUGUUUGCAUAUUUGAUUAACAUUGUCAUGAUUAAUAUUGAGGAAAAAAAUAAAAAUUCCAAUCCGAGGUGUCUUUCAAGUCUAUGAAGCAAUUUCUAAUGCUUUUUGUCUUCAAAAUUUAGGUUCAAAGGAACUUUCAAGGAUAUGACAAACUAAAAGUCAUGGCAUAUAGAUCCAGCCAUAAGUGCAGCAGAUGAAGAACUUUUGGUGCCAUUCGCCUCAAAAGACCGCAGCUCUCUAUCUGUGAAAAUGUCAAAGAUUAUCAGUGAUUGUGAUAAUCGCAACUCGAUAGCUUCGACCUGUUUACCUGACAAAAUGUGAUGGGUUGGUAUUUGCGUAUCACAUAGGGAUUGGAAUGACUAGGAUUUUUUUUUAUUUGGAGCUCAAAACUCCUCAUACUUAAUAACAUGCAGAUUGUCUGGAGCUUGGUAAAGGAGUUCUGAGCUUGACUGACUGAAAUUACAUUUUAUGACUGUGUUAGUUCUUGGUCUGGAUCUGCUACAGGCAUGCUUUUUAAUCUGUAUUUGUUCAAGAAUUUAUGACUUUUAGAGUUUGGAAGAGGAGUAGUUUGAUUUCUUGAAAUGGGAUAAACUCUUUAAAAAGUCAUUAUGUCUUCAGGUUUAGACUUGAAAGGAUAUAAAGUUAAAUAUUUUGGAUGCAUCUGCAGAGGUUUGAAACUUGAUGAAAUUUGUUUUACUGAAGAACAGUCGAAUAUCAAACCAAAUAAAAUGGAUGGUAUUGUAUGGACAAUUGGCUCUGGGGUGAUUGGACUAUUGACUUUGUCCCACCUGACUUAAGAUGUGUUUGCAAAAUGUUGAUAAAGUGUGACCAAAGUUUGCACUGGGGACAUAAAACAGAAAAGGACAUACUGAAAAUUGAAUAUGAUGUCCAUUGUCUAUGCUGGAUGCCAUUUGAGCGCAAGUUGUGAUCAUAGAAUCAUUGUACCUUGAUUCAUCAUCUGCAGGAAUGAUGUCAUUCAGCAAUGAUUUGUAUUCUUAUAGUUGGAACUUUGAUAGGAGAACCUAAUUGAUCAUGACAUUGUAGGGGCAUCCUUGGAUGGCUGUAAGAAUGGACAACAUGGCCAAGAAGUGUCGGAAUACAGAUCUUCAUUGUUCAUGAAUUGUGUGUGCUGAUUGAUAAACAAAACAAAGCUCCAUGAGUAUAAGCACAAGCUUUUUUAAUGAAACCUUCCCACAUACAGUACAUUAAAAAUAUGUUUUGUAUUUUAACAUGAUUUAAUGGGACCUUUACAUCUGAAGCCACCUGUAGAGCUCUCAAGAGCCACAUUGAUCUCAAGCAGUACUCUUGGACUUGAAGAACUCUUGGUGUAGUGAUUAUGGUUGGUUUGUCGAAGACCUGUGUUGUCCUGGUGCCAGUUUCUUUGCUGUUGUGCUUGCAAUAUUUCCCUGGAGUUCUUCAACCUUUGGUUGUCCUGCAGCUAGCACUGCAGAAGGUGUGUUUUGCAGUAUUGCAGAUACUCUGGAAGGUUCUUAAUGCUUGGCUCUUCACCAGCUUUUUGGUGUAUGCAAUGGUAUCUUGCUCAGAGAGGUUAGAAUCACAGGUAAAUGUACCUU
Lytechinus pictus (painted urchin) is the source of this 2279-nucleotide messenger RNA. Its product is annotated as rab11 family-interacting protein 4-like. Bases 223 to 612 code for a protein of 129 amino acids. The transcript is spliced from 3 exons. Gene Ontology annotation, cellular component: recycling endosome membrane; cleavage furrow; endocytic vesicle. The record is from RefSeq and is a predicted model, not a curated record. Lineage: Eukaryota; Metazoa; Echinodermata; Echinoidea; Temnopleuroida; Toxopneustidae. Gene Ontology annotation, biological process: regulation of cytokinesis; endocytic recycling.